Molecule: messenger RNA, 330 nt
Organism: Lactuca virosa
Lineage: Eukaryota; Viridiplantae; Streptophyta; Magnoliopsida; Asterales; Asteraceae
Source: the annotation of a GenBank genome assembly
AUGAUCGUCAAAGAACCUUCCCCAUGCCAAUUAAGGUUUGUUGAAGCAAUAGAAGUCAAUUUUCUUUUCCACCCAUCGUUCCCGAUUCCCCAUCAACUCUCUGCGUCGACCAUUUGUCGUUCAUCACCAAAACAAAAGGCAUUGGUUACACGACUUGUUAAAGAGGGAACCGGAAAGACGACAUUAGCAAUCGGCGAUGGAGCUAACGAUGUCGGAAUGAUUCAAGAAGCCGACAUCGGAAUCGGAAUCAGUGGAGUUGAGGGAAUGCAGGCGGUUAUGUCGAGCGACAUCUCAAUUGCUCAAUCCGGUUUUUGGAACAAUUGCUAUUAG